ACACGUGUGACGUCGCGAUGACAUUGAAUGACGUAAAUACCCGCGUGAUUUCACAAUGUCGACGUUUUAGGUUAUUCUACGCUAUGAGACUCUUUAGUGAACAAUGACCGCUGCUUGCGUGUAGCAUGUUAUUUUUAGAGAAAGUUGAGUUAUCCAUUUCUUGGAAUUCUUACUAUUUUCGAGAUGUUAUCCAUUUCUUGGAAUUCUUACCGCCUAUCAAGCAGAAUUUUGGGGCAAUCUGCUAGACUUUGGCCUAAUCUUACCACACCUCUACGUUGUAAAUCAGAAAAUAUAGUUGUCACUAUUGCUGAUGUAUCAAAGGAAGUAAGGCCAGCAAAAACUCCAGAGUAUGUCCCAAGGAAAUACUUAUUAUAUACACAGUCUCAAGAGACGCUGAGGCAUUUAAAAUGGAUGCUGCAGAAAGAUGUCUUGCAUCAAGACAUGUUUUUGAUGGGUGGUCCUGGUAUAAGGAGACGAGAACUAGCUUUGGCCUUUUUGGAACUAACAGGACGAGAAUUGGAGUUUAUUGCACUCACACGUGACACAACAGAAGCUGAUUUGAAGCAGAGAAGAGAAAUCAAAAGUGGCACCGCAUACUAUCAUGAUCAGAGCGCGGUGAGAGCCGCGACUAAUGGGCGGGUUCUUGUAAUCGAAGGUGUGGAGAAGGCAGAACGUAAUGUGUUACCUGUGUUAAAUAAUUUGUUGGAAAAUCGCGAGAUGCAUCUAGAGGAUGGUAGAUUUCUUAUUCCGGCGUUGCGCUACGACAAGUUAUUAAAGAUACAUACUCAAGCAGAAUUAGAUGCGUGGCGUUUGGUACGAGUCAGUGAUGAUUUCAUAGUGAUAGCACUAGGUCUACCGUCACCGCGAUACCCGGGUCAUCCGUUAGAUCCGCCCCUGAGAUCCAGAUUCCAGGCUCGUCACGUCCCGCCACCGACGUUCGAGGAACAAUUCGAUACCCUGAAAAAUUUAGCGCCGAACGUAGACGCCGGCAAACUGUCGCAAUUGUUGUCAUGUGCCCACGCAUUAGUUAGUCAGGAGGCUUUCUCCAUAGGCUUGCCGGAUUUUCCUUUGGAUAGUUUGUCGUCGGCCGCUGUAAUUCUGGAAAAAAGCCCGGACUUGUCGGUGUACGACAUCUUCUAUAGAUUUUAUCCGUACAAACUGUUCCUAGCGAAGGAAGGUCAAAGCGCAGUGGAGGAUAUCCUUAGUACCUUUAGCGUAUUGGAUAAUACUGUGAAGAAAAGUACUGUUAACAGCAAAAUAAGCGUCACGAGGAAAGUUGACGAUCUCUUGGAGAUUGGCAUAAAGCGCGCUAACGCGGAAACGUGCUUUCACGUUCCUUGUGGUGUGAGUCAGACACUUAAUAGCGCGAGCAAUGACGCUUAUAUAGAGACGAAUUAUCAAAAUAACUUGUUGGCGAGUAUGCUGGAGUCACAUUUGACGUCCGAUUUCUGUUUAAUCGGGCCGAAAGGCUGUGGCAAGUCCACUACCGUUCAACGGCUCGCUGAUUUAUUAGGCUACCAAGUGGAGCCUAUAGUACUUUAUCAGGAUAUGACUUCUAGGGACCUGAUACAACAACGAACCACGUCACCUAACGGCGACACAGUCUGGCGAGACUCGCCGUUGGUCGACGCGGCCCUCCACGGCAAAUUGGCCGUGUUGGAUGGAAUCAAUAGGAUUCAUUCCAGCACCUUGGCUGUACUGCACAGAUUAGUCCACGACCGGGAGCUGCAGUUGCACGACGGCAAACGGCUCGUGCGAGCCGACCGUUAUGACGAGAUUAAGAAAGAGCACGGCAGUUCCGACGAGGACAUGCGUGAUCGCGGUGUUCUGCGAAUCGACCCCGCUUUCAGGCUGAUAGCCUUGGCCGAGCCACCGGUAGUUAACAGCUCGUCCGGGCAGUGGUUGAAUUCCGAGUUGCUCAGCUUAUUCCUCUUCCACGAGAUGCGACCGCUUGAUCAGCACGAGGAGAUCCAUAUCAUUCGAUCGAAGUUCGGUGAGCCCAGCCGAGCGUUAUUGAGUAUCAUAGAGCUAGUGCAUGUACUGCGCUUAUCCAGCGAUCCAACCCUACAGUCUCUCGCUGGAUCACUCAGCACUCGGCAGCUACUGCGGAUCGCCGAGCGGAUGCACAGAUUUCAGUGCAACGACGCCUACGACGCGGUGCAGCGCGCGUGCUUGGCGCGUUUCUUGCCGGCGAUCGCAAAACAGGCUCUCGAGGACUGCUGCCGCCGGCUGAAUAUCGUGCCGUCAGUAUCCGCAGCAGAUUUCGAGAUCAAAUGCGCGGUUACGGGAGACACUGUGCGAAUCGGCGACACCGUGGUAGAUCGAUACCACACCGCGGCUCUCAGCAAAGUACCGGAUAUCUUGUUUUACGACGUGCCGGAACACGUGGCGCUGUUGGAGCGAUUGCUGCAGGACUUCAGUCUUGGUCAGGAUCUUCUGUUGGUCGGCAAUCAGGGCGUCGGCAAGAAUAAGAUCGUGGACCGAUUGUUGCAGUUGCUGAAUAGGCCGCGCGAGUAUAUACAACUGCACAGAGACACGACCGUGCAGACUCUGACCCUACAGCCGAUGGUUAGGGACGGCAAAGUUGCUUAUGAAGAUUCACCACUGGUACAGGCGGUGAAACUGGGCCACGUUCUUGUCGUCGACGAGGCGGACAAAGCACCCACACACGUGACGUGUAUAUUGAAAACUCUGGUGGAAUCGGGUGAAAUGAUUCUGUCGGACGGCAGACGAAUCGUUUCUCGCGCCAGCGGCAAUGCGCGCAACGCGAACAGUAUACUUAUGCAUCCAGACUUCAGGAUGAUAGUGUUGGCGAACCGACCAGGUUUCCCGUUUUUGGGCAACGACUUCUUCGGAGCAUUGGGCGAUCUUUUUAGCACGCAUUCUGUCGACAAUCCGAGUAUACGCAGCGAGAUUCAGUUGUUGAAGCAAUACGGCCCGCAUAUCGACGAAUUGGUAAUAAAUAAAUUAGUGAAAGCUUUCGGCGAGUUGAGAGGUAUGGCCGAUCAAGGCUUAGUCUCGUAUCCUUACUCGACUCGAGAAGUGGUCAACAUAGUUAAACAUCUGGAGAAAUUUCCGAAUGAACCGUUAGGCAAUGUGGUACGCAAUGUCUUCGACUUCGAUCGAUACAGUCAGGAAAUAUUCAAUACUUUGGUAACAGUGCUUCACAAACAUGGGAUUCCCGUUGGGACAAGCCCGGCUAAUAUCGCUUUAGCUAAGGAAAUAUCUUUACCCGAGAUGAAGAUCUGCGGUAGUUGGAACGUUCUCAACGCGUUUGUGAGUGUACCCGUUCAGGAAAGACACGUUAAAUUAAAGUCACCGGUAUUUCCGGUGCAAAACGACCGAACUCUGGAUCGAGUUGAAGCUAGAUCAGCUUGGUUCACGGAGGUGCAGAGUUACUGGACGAUACCUAUUAGCGAAAACAGUACGGUAACGGCUUUAACGGUCGCGAAUGGAAGUAAAGGGGAUGGUACGGACGAUAGGAUAUACGUUCUCACGACGAACCCUUUGAGCAUAUUUAGCAUGACGCCGGAGUCCGAACAGAUACGCGAGACAUCGUUGCAGGGCUUAAUGAGUGCUUCUCGGGGUCGCAUGCCGUAUUAUAAUAUCGCGGUCGACAACUCCGGGAACGUUUUGGUUCACGAGGAAACUAGUCAUUCUACACUCGUGGUAAAUGUGAACGAUGGUUCUGUUCGAGAACUGCAGUAUUCAUCGUUGCUGGAUAUCGCCAACGACAGGAUAUCGGAUGUUUUCGGAAGUACGGGUCCUCAGUGGAAGAUGAAGACAGAUUUGUUGUCGUCGCAUAAUCUGUUCGUCUUCUUCACGCACGGCCAGAAUAAGAUAGAUAUUAUCAAUUUACAGACCAUGACCGCUUACUCAAUGAAUUUGCCGUGCGACAUUGAAACCCUCUUGCUCGCCUCCGACAAGAAAUGGUUGAUUCAGGACAUGUCGAAGAAUAAGUACAUUCUCACGAAAUCUUCGGAGCAAGAUCUGUGUCCGAAUAUCUUACGCGAAUUGAACGAAUCCAACAGUGCGUACUUGAAGACCGGCAGUGUUCUGAGCUGCAGUAAGAGCAGCCUGUCUGAGACUGAUCUGAGCGAGGCUCUUCAGCAGAAAGUCAGCUCUCCAAAUAGAGUCAUAGUGACCGAUAAUACGUACGCCGGCAUAGUGAUAGGUUUUCCUGAUUUAGACGGCUCUAACGAUCUACACUUCUGGCCGAGGAAGGGGAGGACGCAUAGUUUUAUGACGCCUAUCGUCACGCAGCAUGGGCAAGUGAUCAGAACGAUCUCGCCCGAUGAGGUUCCCAAUGAAGUUUGUCCCAAGGACAAGAGACACAUGGCAAUUUCCGGUUACUUGGAAAUAGUCGAUACAGUAUAUCGGAAACUGCGUUACAUACCCAUCCCAGAACCGGUCAAUGUCUCGCCAUUGACGCAAUGGCUGUACUCGAAGGACCUUCCGCUUUAUGCGUCGCUUACGUCGAACGAAGGUCUUGUCACAAUAGACGCCGGUGGCUGCGUCCGCUUAUGGGAGACAUCCGUUACGAACAUAGAAAAGUCGUUGGGUGCGUGGCGCAAAAUGAUCGGCAGCGGCGAGGAGAAAUUGCAGAUUACCAAAGAGAGAUAUUCAGGUCUGGACGUGAGCGGGCCGAAGCACGGGAAAGUCGAUGAAAAGAACGAACCCCACGUGGGUGGUAAUACCUGGGCCGGAGGGACUGGAGGGAGAGACACAGCCGGCUUAGGCGGCAAGGGAGGACCUUACCGUUUGGACGCUGGACACACGGUACAUCAGCUUAGUGACGAGGAAAAGAAUGCAGUGCCGGAACAUAUAAAGAAGGCCGCCCGUGAGAUGGGUCUUCGCGCGUUCAAACAACGGCUCAAGGAUAUCCGAAUGAGCGAAUAUGACCACAAACUGUACAGCCAAUUCAGUGACGCCGUCUAUAAUCAGGUGCAGGCCUUAAGAGUCAUCUUAGGCACGUUGCAGGCUAAAAGUAACGAGCGACAAUGGUGCAGACACCAGACGUCCGGCGAGCUGGACGAUACGAAAUUAAUCGAAGGAUUAACGGGCGAGAAAACGAUUUACCGGCGUAGAGCGGAGAAAGAGCCGGAGAUUGGCGCUCCGCAAUUAAAACCGAAGCGAUUGAAACUAGUGGUGGAUGUGUCCGGCAGCAUGUACAGAUUCAAUGGCUACGACGGCCGGCUUGAUCGCGAGCUGGAGGCCUGUGUCAUGGUAAUGGAAGCUUUUAGCGGCUACGAGGGAAAGUUUCAAUAUGAUAUCGUCGGCCAUUCCGGCGACGAUUACCGUAUUGUCUUUGUCGAUCAUACGGAACCGCCGACGGAUAAUAAGCGGAGGCUGGAGGUGAUUAAGACAAUGCACGCUCACUCACAAUUUUGCCUGUCCGGUGAUAACACGUUGGAAGCGACGCAGCACGCAAUUGCGAGCCUGGCGAAAGAGGAUUCCGACGAGUCUAUCGUGGUCGUUCUUUCGGACGCGAAUCUGGAACGUUAUGGUAUUCGUCCCGAACGACUCGCCAAGGUAUUAGUGUCUAACGUGGACGUGAACGCCUACGCUAUCUUCAUUGGAUCGCUGGGUGAUCAAGCGACCAGGCUGAUAAAACACAUGCCUUCUGGUCGUGCGUUUGUGUGUAUGGACCUCAAGAAUAUACCGCGAAUCCUACAGCAGAUAUUCACGGCGUCGGUUUUAAGUACGACACGGUCGACUUAACGUACGUUGAUUUUAGAGAACAUAAUUUUGUAUAAGAAAGAAAUUAUACAAACCACGUAGAUAGAAAUUUUAUACAUUGGGAUACGCUUUUAUACGGUACAGUCGCUUUUAUAUGAUCACUGUAAAUCUCUAUAAAUAAAAAUUUUCUAAUUUUAGACAUA
Messenger RNA from Odontomachus brunneus, 5882 nucleotides. RefSeq names its product von Willebrand factor A domain-containing protein 8 (gene c12.2). The transcript has 20 exons. The record is from RefSeq and is a predicted model, not a curated record. Gene Ontology annotation, cellular component: cytoplasm. Lineage: Eukaryota; Metazoa; Arthropoda; Insecta; Hymenoptera; Formicidae. Gene Ontology annotation, molecular function: ATP binding; ATP hydrolysis activity. The coding region runs from base 184 to 5721 and encodes 1845 amino acids.